CACGAUUUACUCUCAACCAACACGCCGCGCUCAGCCUCUCACUGUUGAUUCCGCUUUCAAUCUUCGCUUUGCAUAUGCGCGUCUUAUCCGCGCCGCCGUAGCCUGUCUCUUUGAGGCAUCUCAGCCUAUCCUUGUCGCGUCACCGCGGUCACACCUUACAACCUCACCGUUACAAUGUUGAAACGCCCAGGCGGGCUCCAGCAGCGCAAGUCGUCGACGCCCCACUACCAGACAUUUCCUACCGAGCCUCCUACCUCGCGCGGCCGUCCGCUUACAUCGUCUACCGUUUCGGACGAAUCCCACAAUCGCAAUGACUCCGACGACUCAGCCAGUCACCAAGAGUCGCCGUUGCCGCGGCGGCAGCUCGCUAUUCUGGCCGUCAUAGCUUUGGCGGAACAAACGGCUCUCAACUCAAUCAGUCCAUACUUGCCGGACAUGGCAUCGAGUUUUCCAGAAGUCUCGGAGGGGAAAGUCGGACUCUUUGUCGGAUUGAUUGCGUCGUCGUUCGCCUUGGCACAGUUUGCGACAAACUUUUUCUGGGGCUGGUUAUCGGAUCGUAUAGGUCGCAAGCCUGUGGUGUUGAUGGGGACGCUGUUUACGGCAAUAUGCUUCGUCGCCUUUGGGUUUUGCAAAACGCUGUGGCAGGCCAUCAUUGUCCAGGCUGUCAUGGGUCUUGUAAACGGCAACCAGGGUGUGAUAUCGACGUGCUUGGGUGAGAUAACCGACCGAAGCAACCAGUCGCGGGCUUUUACAUACUUGCCGGUGGUUUACGGCAUUGGAGGCAUCACUGGGCCCAUUGUUGGCGGACUGUUGGUCUUUAAGAACAACCCGUUCAACAAAAGCCAGAAGAAUCCGUAUCCGUACCUUGCGCCAAAUCUUUUUUCCGCGGCUAUCCUCACAAUUGACCUGAUCCUUUCAAUGAUCUUUCUCGAGGAGAGUCUGGAAGAGGCAAGAAAUCUUCCGCCUCUAGGGAAGAGGAUGGAGAACCUCUUCACGUGGCUGUGGCAAUUCGCUAGCCCCAGUCGCAAUCCAACAUAUAUUCGUCGGCCAUGGUCCAAGCGGCGAUCCAACGGCCAUGUCAGUGACGACGGCAACGAAUCCGAAGAGUCAGAUGAGGAAUCCCAGCAGUCGGCUCCUACGCUGCUGCCGAAUGUUUCCGCGGGUGAAAACCUGAGCAAGAAGGAAGUCUUCAACCGGGAUACCAUCCUACUUCUUCUUACGUUCCUCAUUUUUCAGUUUGCCAACAUUUCCUACAAUUCACUGUAUCCUAUCUUUGGACAAGCGCCUCCCCCUACCGGUCGUAACCUCAGCCCCGAAGAGAUCGGUAUCUCGCUUGCAUUUGCCGGUGUCAUUACCAUUAUCUUCCAAGUCGGGAUUUAUGGGAAAUUGCGCGAGAAGAUUGGCAACAAGACAACAUAUCGUGUCAGCCUGGCUGCUUUUGUUGUCGCCUUCCUGUUGAUGCCUUGGGUCGGAUACAAAAAUGGCGAGGGCACGGGCCUGGGUCUUGGACGUGGAAAGGUUCUGAUGUGGAUAGAGCUUGGUUUUGUGCUGAUUGUGAAGACCGUUGCCGCGGUCGGAGGACUGACCUCCGCGCUUCUUCUGAUCACAAACUCGGCACCAAAUCACUCCGUUCUUGGCACUCUGAACGGCUUGGCACAGACAUUAUCUGCUGCUGGCCGUGCACUGGGACCUUUCGUGUCUGGCAGUCUAUUUUCAGCUGCCACGAACAUAAAACCCAAAGGUGAGGCUUUGGCUUUUGGUGUGUUUGGCGGCAUAGCAUUUGUCGGUUUCAUUCUGAGCUUUGGCAUCCGUGGCGUGGGCCUUGAGGCCGAAGGCUUCGGAGAAGAAGACACCAGCUCUGAUGGAGAUUACGAUGACGAUGAUGAUGAUGCGGACGUAGAAUCGCAACACAACGAGAGGUCCGGUCUUUUGUCUAGAAGGUGACGAGCACAUGGAUAGUUGAUGAGUAUGCGGCGGUUAGACUGCUUUCAUAGCAAGGCGUUUGCUUGGUUUUGUUCCCGCUUGACGCUAAGACGUACAUACAGAGAACUAGUAUAGAAACCUAUGAGCGUUUCAUAGAGAUGCUUAUUUGUAUAUUGCACAGCAACAUUUACUGCC
Aplosporella prunicola CBS 121167 is the source of this 2118-nucleotide messenger RNA. RefSeq lists its product as uncharacterized. Gene Ontology annotation, molecular function: transmembrane transporter activity. The coding region runs from base 175 to 1944 and encodes 589 amino acids. Gene Ontology annotation, biological process: transmembrane transport. The record is from RefSeq and is a predicted model, not a curated record. NCBI's taxonomy places the organism in Eukaryota, Fungi, Ascomycota, Dothideomycetes, Botryosphaeriales, Aplosporellaceae. The transcript is spliced from 2 exons.